Emys orbicularis (European pond turtle) is the source of this 1221-nucleotide messenger RNA. Its product is annotated as coronin-1A-like. The annotation marks the transcript as partial. Gene Ontology annotation, biological process: cell migration; actin filament organization. Gene Ontology annotation, molecular function: actin filament binding. The transcript is spliced from 9 exons. NCBI's taxonomy places the organism in Eukaryota, Metazoa, Chordata, Testudines, Emydidae. The record is from RefSeq and is a predicted model, not a curated record.
GGGAUCUCGGACGCCUGGAUCCUAACUCCGCUCCUCUUCCCGCAGACCGGGCGCCUGGACAAGUCGCAGCCCCUGGUGUGCGGACACACGGCCCCGGUGCUGGACAUCGAGUGGUGCCCCCACAACGACAACAUCAUCGCCAGCGGCUCCGAGGACUGCACCGUCAUGGUGUGGGAGGUACCGGACGGGGGACUGGUGCGCCCCCUGACGGAGCCGCUGGUCACGCUGGAGGGGCACUCGAAGCGCGUCGGCAUCGUGGCCUGGCACCCCACGGCCCAGAAUGUGCUGCUGAGCGCAGGUUGUGACAACGCCGUGCUGCUGUGGGACGUGGGCUCGGGCCAGGCGCUGGUGGAGCUGCGGGACCUGCACCCCGACACCAUCCACAGCGUGGCCUGGAGCCGCGACGGAUCCCGCCUCUGCACCUCCUGCCGAGACCGCCGGGUCCGCGUGAUCGAGCCCCGCUCCGGCCGCGUGCUCGCCGAAAAGGCCAACCCCCACGAGGGCUCCCGGCCAGUCCGUGCUGUCCUGCUGGACGACGGCAAGAUCCUCACCACCGGCUUCAGCCGCAUGAGCGAGCGCCAGGUGGCGCUGUGGGACCCGGCCCACCUGGAGGAGCCCAUGAACCUUCAGGAGCUGGACACAAGCAGCGGGGUGCUGCUCCCUCACUACGACCCCGACACCAGCAUGGUCUACCUCUGCGGCAAGGGCGACAGCUCCAUCCGCUACUUCGAGGUGACGCCCGAGGCCCCCUACCUGCACUUCCUGUCCCUCUUCAGCUCCAAGGAGUCGCAGCGCGGGGGCGGCUGGAUGCCCAAGCGGGGCCUGGACGUCAGCAAGUGCGAGAUCGCCAGAUUCUACAAACUCCACGAGCGCAGAUGUGAGCCCAUUGCCAUGACGGUGCCCCGCAAGUCAGACCUGUUCCAGGAGGACCUGUACCCCGACACGGCCGGGCCUGACCCCGCCCUGACGGCAGAAGAAUGGUUCGGGGGCAAGGACGCCGGUCCCCUGCUCAUCUCCCUGAAGGACGGAUACGUCCCGUCCAAGAGCCGCGAGUUCAAAGUCAACAAGAGCAUCCUGGAGCCACGCCGGAGCCAGACCUGCUCCGAUGGGGGCAGCCCCGGGGCGCUGGAGAAGCUGACUGAGGACGUGCGGCAGCUGCAGGCGAUGGUGGCGGAGCAGGAGCGACGCAUCGCAGUGCUGGAGGCCAAGGCUGCCAAAUAG